AUGGUCAAUUUGCCUGUGCUGUCCAAGCGCUACAACAUGGCUAAUGCCUGUGGGGGUGUGGAUCUGGGGGCUGAUGGCUGUGGCCAGGAUGUAUGGAAACACAUACUCUGGCUAGGAAAAACACCAGUGAUUUUGCUAAAUGGAUUUCAAGUAGUGAAGGAUGCCUUGAUUGGUCAUGCAGAAGAAUUUUGUGAGACACCCAUGGCAUCCCUUCUUAGGGAUGUCGUGGGAGGCCCCUAUGGCAUCAUCUCUGCCAAUGGGCACAUCUGGAAGAUGCAGAGAUGGUUCAGCCUGAUGGCUCUGAAGAACCUAGGACUAGGGAAGAAAAGCCUGGAAGCCUGGAUCCAAGAGGAAGCUCACUGCAUGAUUGAUGUCUUUGCCAGAGAAAGAGGCAUGGAUCUCUCUGUCCCACUCCCUUCUUCCAUCAACAAUAUGAUUGCUGAUGUGCUUUUUGGACAUUGCUUCUCUACAGAGGCUGCCAUGUGCCAGAGGCUGCUCAGAGGCUCCCAGGCCAUGGCAGAAUUCCACGGCACCUCCUGGCCUCAGGCAAAGGAUGACCCACUCUCUACAUUCACUGAAACCAACAUGGUGCAAGCAAUCACAGAUCUCUUCAUAGCAGGCUUAGACAGCACCACUAUCACUUUGUGCUGGGCUCUCCGUGAUGGUAUAUCUGGAAGUACAAGAACGAUCCUGCCAUACACAAAUGCAGUUCUACAUGAGAUUAUGCACUAUAGCAGCAUAAGUGCAUACGAUACCUUAAUUUUCCCCAACAUAUUUUCUGUCCUGUAUGAUCAAAAGCAAUGGGAGAGUCUGAUGUUUAACCCUGAUCACUUCCCAGACAAGGAUGGAAACUUUGUGAACAGAGAAGACUUUAUGCUGUUUUCCGCAGAUUAUGAGCACAUGUUUGAGCCCAUAAAACAACAGGAUGGGAGUUCCAGUG
This is a messenger RNA of Pelecanus crispus (Dalmatian pelican), 940 nucleotides long. NCBI's taxonomy places the organism in Eukaryota, Metazoa, Chordata, Aves, Pelecaniformes, Pelecanidae. The record is from RefSeq and is a predicted model, not a curated record.